Messenger RNA from Rasamsonia emersonii CBS 393.64, 969 nucleotides. Its product is annotated as Fructosamine-3-kinase. NCBI's taxonomy places the organism in Eukaryota, Fungi, Ascomycota, Eurotiomycetes, Eurotiales, Trichocomaceae. The transcript has a single exon. The coding region runs from base 1 to 969 and encodes 322 amino acids. The record is from RefSeq and is a predicted model, not a curated record.
AUGCCUCCUGUCCCUACCGCCAUCCUCCGCGCUCUCGGGCUUCCCCUAGACCCGUCCAAAUCCAGCUUGUCAACGUCCAAUCUCGGCUCCGGCUUCUCGACCACGGGUCGCAUCCGUGCCAGUGUCCCUGUAGGCGAGGGACAAGAAGAAGAACGGCAGUACUUCGUCAAGACGUCCGGCGAUGGCAAGGCGGCCGAGGAGAUGUUUCACGGGGAAUACGAGUCGCUGAACGCGAUCGCCUCGAUCGUGCCUGGUUUCUGUCCGCGUGCGCUAGCGUGGGGGCCCCUCGACGAGGAUGAUGGCAGCAGCAAGAAAGGGAAGAACUUCUUCCUGGUGACGGAGUUCCUCGACCUCGGAGGAGGCGGCGGGCGCUCCUCGUCCCAGUCAUCGCUGGCCCAGCGCCUGGGCAAGCUGCACAGCACGCCUGCGCCGCCAGACCCCAAGACGGGGAAACGCCUGUUUGGCUUCCCCGUGCCGACGUACUGCGGCGACACGCGCCAGCCGAACCGGUUCCGCGAGUCGUGGGCGGAUUUCUACGCCAACGAGCGCCUGAUGACCGUGCUGCAGGAGUCGGAGCGGCGCAACGGCAAGGACCCCGCGCUGCGCGAGCUGGUCGAGCGGACAGCCACCACCGUCGUGCCCGCGCUGCUGGGCGACGGGCAUCUGGGCUACGACCGGAACGGCCAUGGCGAAGGGAUUGUCCCCGUCGUCGUGCACGGCGACCUGUGGAGCGGCAACGCCAGUCGCGGCCGCAUCGUGGGCAGCGGGCGGAAAGAAGAUGAAACGGCCGAGAACAGCGCAGUCGUCUACGACCCGUCUGCCUGCUACGCGCACAGCGAGUACGAGCUGGGCAUUAUGCACAUGUUUGGCGGGUUUGGUCCGGCCUUUUUCAACGAGUACCAUCGCAUCGUGCCCAAGACGGAGCCGGUGGAGGAGUAUGAGGAUCGCGUGAAGUUGUACGAGCUGUAA